This is a messenger RNA of Rosa rugosa (rugosa rose), 1748 nucleotides long. RefSeq lists its product as uncharacterized. Bases 644 to 1450 code for a protein of 268 amino acids. The record is from RefSeq and is a predicted model, not a curated record. Gene Ontology annotation, biological process: RNA methylation. The transcript has 5 exons. Gene Ontology annotation, molecular function: rRNA (uridine-2'-O-ribose)-methyltransferase activity. Lineage: Eukaryota; Viridiplantae; Streptophyta; Magnoliopsida; Rosales; Rosaceae.
CAACUCUCAGUUUUAUUACCGAGUGGAGUCGUAAAGUUUUAACUUCAGUUUGAGGGGCACCCACAGAGGUGCGCCCUUCCAAAAAUAGGCGUAUGCCAUUUAAAGCGCCGCGCACACGGUAUUCUUUAGUAAAAGGCGAAAGAAUAGUUCGCUCUGUGCUCAACGCAUGGCUCCGUGCCUUACUCAAGCCAAAGCAGCUUUCUUUUAUACUAGUAAAACUAUAGGCUCUUCUACUCGUUUCCAAUGUGGGACUUCUGGUUACCUUUCAUUCCUCAUAGUUUUAGUUCUAACAGUCCAACUUGCACAAACUUCACCUCAAGAAUUCAGAGGCCAUUCUUCUUCUCCCUCCAACAAAAACCAUCCCUGCUUCUGAGUUCCUCAAUCUGACUGAUUUCACUACAUAAUUGUUUAAUCCAUUCAUCGAAAAGCUUGGUGAUUUAGAUUGCUCUUCCUCUUCUUCCCAGCACAGACCUAAUAGCUUCCUACUCUCUUAUUCUUUUCUUUAACAGCUUUACAUAUCCGUAAGAUUUUAUUCACUUUUCACAUAACCCACAACUUUUAAAUCCUAUUUUACCAUCGAUCUGUUCCAGUCUCAGAGAACAAAUAAUAGACUUUACAGGGUUUAGGGUUUAUUGCGAAGAAGAUGAGUGGAGUAGGAAAGCCGGACUUUUUCUACAGAGAAGCUCAGCGCCUGGGUUAUGUAGCUCGCUCCGCCUUCAAGCUGCUUCAGAUACAGAAGCAGUACAAGCUCAUAACACCAGGCUCCUCCGUUCUGGACCUUGGUUGUGCUCCUGGUGCUUGGCUUCAGGUGGCUUGUCAGAGCUUGGGUCCUAUUAAAAAUGGUGGCCUUGUUGUUGGGAUUGAUCUCAAGAAGGUGAAGGUUCCAGCUAUGCAUUGUGAUUCAAGGGUUCAAACUGUUUGUGCUGAUGUUAUGAAGCUCCCUAAAACCUCAGUCAGGGAACUUUCUCCUCAGAAAGGGUUUUCUGUGAUACUCUCAGAUAUGUGUCCCCUCGUUUCUGGGAUAGCAAGUAAAGAUGCAGCUUUAUCCCUCGAGUUAGGUAUGCAAGCACUGGAUUUGGCUGUAGGUGGAGCAGCAUUAGCUAAUUCCAACAAUGAAACUCAAGUGGAAGGAAGUCUUGGUGGAGCAAUUACAAGUUCAGAUGUUAAUGGUGUAUUGAAAAGGGGUGGUCAUCUUGUCAUAAAACUUUUAGAGAGUGAAGAUGUGCAAGGUUUAGCUUGUCCUAAACCUUUUUUUAAAAACAGGUAUCUCAUUGCACCUCUGUUUGGAUUUGUUGUUAACUGCUUUCUUGUUAUGUGUUCUGUAGAUUUCAACCGCAUUUGCAAACCACUGUUUAGAAAGGCAUCAUUGUUGAGGCCUAAAGCUACAAGAUCAUCAUCAAGAGAGAUUUAUUUGAUAUGUCAAGGUCUGCAGUCACAAGCAAGAACAUAGAAGCAAGAAUGUACCCCAAUUGCAAGUGCAACAGAUUGAACCAGAUCAAUUUAGCAGGAAAUUGCAGUUAUCUGCAAUUAUUUAUUUCUCAGAUUGUAGUCGAGUCUCAAAUCAUGGUUUGUUUGUUCAUUAAGCUGGCCAACUUCAGCUAUUCUUGUAAAGUUUUUGCUCAAAUUGGAUAUGUUACUGAAGAAUGCAUGGCUUGCAUUAUGGUUUUGACUAUGAAGGCUACAAGUUUAUUCCCUUUAGCGAUGCAAAGACUGGCUCUCUUUGAUCUUUAAAAAAGAAUCAACUUAAU